Molecule: messenger RNA, 4698 nt
Organism: Syngnathoides biaculeatus (alligator pipefish)
Lineage: Eukaryota; Metazoa; Chordata; Actinopteri; Syngnathiformes; Syngnathidae
Gene: slc12a3
Product: solute carrier family 12 member 3
Exons: 26
Coding region: 1155-4217 (1020 amino acids)
Biological process (GO): potassium ion import across plasma membrane; potassium ion homeostasis; cell volume homeostasis
Cellular component (GO): membrane
Molecular function (GO): sodium:potassium:chloride symporter activity
Source: RefSeq, a predicted model, not a curated record
GGCUAAGCAGUGAGGGGCAAACACACCCCACCUCCAGCUUUUAAAAAAAAAAUUUACUCAAAAUUAGUAAAUACUUCCAAUAAAUACAAUCACGUUUAUCUUCGUACUUCGUAGUGUAUUCAAAUAAAUAUACUCUAGGUUAAAAAGGAUUUGCAAACCAUUUCACUGUCUUUAUUUACUCUACGUUUUACACUACAUCUCAACUUCAUUGGAAAGGAAUUUGUACCUGUGUGUGUGUGCAUCUGUGUGUGCACGUGAGUGCGUGUGUGUGUGCGCAUUUGUGUGUACAUGUUUGUACAACAUUUUAAGUUACUAAUUACCUAGUGUUUUCAAGCAAAUAGGCAUGUUCCAUCGCUUUAAGCAAAACACAAGCCAUUACUUUUUAUCGGAACAUCAAAGGUUUCCAAUGCGCCAGUGGUCACUGGUUAGAAUUGUGUAAAUUAUACAGAAAUGGAUAGCAUAAACCCCUUGAGAAAUGUAUAAUGGUUUAAAAAUUGACAGACUAGAGGUCAAGUGCUAAAAAAAAACUAUGAACCCAUGCUGAUGAAAUUGUUCUGAAAAAUCUAGCUGAUCAAAAUCGAUGGACAUAAAAAAAAGCCCUUCUGGCUAAUGCUCAUAAUUUUGGAGAUGAGGUGUUAAAUUUUGAUCCACAUUUUGGAUUCUUUUACAUGUAGGUAAAAGCAAUGAUAGAAUUACAUAAUAUGUAUGCCUAUGUAUGCAAUCUUUGAAAAAUAUCUUAACUGAAUAUUUAAUUUAGUCUCAAACUAGUACAGUAAUGAUCUUAAUUUAUUUUAGAAAAGACAUUUCAAAUGGUGACUCUGGUCUUCAAUUAUGCAUUUUUACAAUUUACAUAUAUAUUACAGAUUAAUAAUUUCCAUAACACACAAAUUUACAAAGAUAAAAAAUUGUCCUUCAUUUCCUUGAACCACAGAUUGACUGACUGUUCAUUGCACGUGGCCUCAUACAUGGCCUGCAGCUCUUCCUGGUUUGACUCGAGUGGAAUAUAAAACUCCAGACACAAUGAAGCCUCCCUCAUAUGGCUUUGACAGGAGAAUGACUUUUAACCCUUUACUGGUCUGUUUUAACCUGCUUUAAUACAAAUAUAUAUACGUAUAUAUGUAUACAAUAUAUACAGUAUAUACGUUUUGUUCAGAAUGGAGCUACAAGUUAUCAGCGAUGCCAUUCACCUGUCCGAACACAGAUCUGGAAUUCUUCAAUCAGUGACCAAUGACAAGACAGUGGAGUAUGCAUCUGAUUAUUACGAUGGCUACGGGGAUCACAGUCAUGUUGUGUCCUGUGGAUCUGAUGUCCAAAGUGGCUAUGAGACCCUGGAUGCCCCACCAAACUACGACUUCUAUGCCAACACAGACGUUGGUGGACGACGGAAGCGCUUGAGGCCAUCUCUCUACCAACUCCAUACCAACCCUGAAGACAACGUUCAGCCUCCCAUGUAUGUGGAAACAACACCUGAAUUUUUGGAAGGAGAAAGCUCUGAGGAUGAGGAGGAAAAGGAGCCCCCGCCUGAACCGACACGAUUUGGCUGGGUGCAUGGAGUAAUGAUCCGUUGCAUGUUAAACAUUUGGGGGGUGAUCUUGUACCUGAGGCUUCCUUGGAUUACUGCACAGGCUGGCAUAGGUCUAACCUGGGUGAUCAUCCUACUGUCCUCGUGCAUAACUGGCAUCACUGGGCUCUCUACAUCUGCUAUUGCUACUAAUGGAAAAGUCAAAGGAGGUGGGACCUAUUUUCUAAUCAGUCGUAGCCUUGGUCCAGAGCUGGGAGGGUCCAUUGGUCUUAUUUUUGCCUUUGCUAAUGCUGUGGCUGUAGCCAUGCAUACUGUGGGCUUCGCUGAGACCGUUGUGGACCUCAUGCAUGAAAAUGGUGCUGUCAUGGUGAACCGAAUCAAUGACAUCCGCAUCAUUGGUAUCAUCACGGUUACAUGUCUUCUAGGUAUCUCAAUGGCUGGCAUGGCAUGGGAGUCAAAGGCCCAGGUUCUGUUUUUUCUGGUCAUCAUGGUGUCAUUUGCUAGCUACCUUGUUGGAACCAUUAUCCCUGCAUCGCCACGCAAACGGGCGAAAGGCUUUUUCAGCUAUAAAGCGGAUAUUUUUGCCACCAAUUUUGUACCCAAUUGGCGGGGCCAGGAGGGCAGCUUCUUCGGCAUGUUCUCCAUUUUCUUUCCUUCUGCAACUGGCAUCCUGGCAGGAGCUAACAUCUCAGGAGAUCUAAAGGAUCCAACAGUGGCCAUCCCCAGAGGAACACUAAUGGCUAUAUUUUGGACCACCUUGUCAUAUCUCAUAAUCUCUGCUACCAUUGGGUCCUGUGUGGUCAGGGAUGCAUCGGGACAACUCAAUGACACUUUGUCCUCAUACUCACCCAGCAAGACCUGUGUUGGUUUGGCUUGUCAGUAUGGUUGGGACUUCACAGAUUGUAUCAACAACAACACGUGCAUCUUUGGCAUUAGUAAUUACUAUCAGUCAAUGAGCAUGGUGUCAGCCUUUGCUCCACUCAUCACUGCUGGUAUAUUUGGUGCAACACUUUCUUCUGCUUUGGCCUGCCUAGUGUCUGCACCCAAAGUGUUCCAGUGUCUGUGCAAGGAUGAGCUCUACCCUCUCAUUGGCUUCUUUGGCAAAGGUUAUGGCAAAAAUGAUGAAGCACUGCGCAGCUACCUCUUGGCAUACAUCAUUGCUGUCUGUUUCAUUCUCAUUGCUGAGUUGAACACGAUAGCGCCGAUAAUCUCCAACUUCUUUCUCUGCUCCUACUGUCUGAUCAACUUCAGCUGCUUCCAUGCCUCAAUCACCAACUCACCUGGUUGGCGCCCAACCUUCAGGUUGUACAAUAAAUGGCUGUCCUUACUAUGCGCUGUGUGUUGUUUGGUUAUCAUGUUCCUGUUGACUUGGUGGGCUGCUCUCAUUGCUUUUGGUGUUGUCUUGCUCCUUUUGGGAUAUACACUCUACAAGAACCCCAAUGUGAACUGGGGCUCGUCAGUGCAGGCCAGCUCCUACAACAUUGCACUGAAUCAAUGUUUGAGCCUGAACCAGGUGCAAGACCAUGUAAAGAACUACAGGCCACAAUGUUUGGUUCUGACAGGUCCUCCCAGCAGUCGACCGGGUCUAGUGGAUUUUGUAAGCUGUUUCACAAAGAAUCUCAGUCUCAUGGUGUGUGGCCAUGUGAUUACUACUGACCUCUCUCCAAAACUGCAGAGUGAAAGUCAUAUUUCCUGGUUGAACCAAAGAAAGGUGAAGUCAUUUUACAAAUAUGUGGUGGCGGCAGACCUACGAUCAGGGGUGAACAUGCUGCUACAGGGAGGAGGUUUGGGUAGGAUGCGACCCAAUGUCUUGCUGAUGGGUUUCAAAACAGACUGGGACAGUGACUCACCUCAGGCAUCACACAAUUACAUUGAAAUAUUGCAGGAUGCAUUUGACCUUCAGUAUGGUGUUUGUGUGUUAAGAACAAGAGAUAGAAUGGAUAUUUCUCAUUUAUAUCAGUCACAUGCCAAUCCAGUCUUUGAGGAAGGACCCGAAAGCGUAAACGUCAGACAUACCAGUUCUGGUCUUAACAUCAUUUCAUCAACUUUGCCCAUUGAGGCAGAACCUCAGCUGAGUAGGCCUACACUGUUUCAGGAAAAACAAGGACAGAAGACAAUUGAUGUAUACUGGCUGUCUGAUGAUGGAGGUCUUACCCUGCUGCUCCCUUACUUGCUCACUCGGAGGAAGCGCUGGGCCAAAUGUAAAGUUCGAAUAUUUGUGGGAGGAGACAAUUCCAAUAAAGACGCAAGGAGAGAAGAGGUGAUGACACUAAUCAAGAAGUUCCGUCUUGGGUUCCAUGAUGUAGAAGUGCUUCCUGACCUCUUUCAAAAACCACAGUCCAGGAACAUUCACCACUUUGAGAAUAUGGUGAGUUCCUUCAAGUUGGACAUAAACCAAAAAAAUGAAUCCGAUUCUGGCUCAUCAAGGGCACAUGAGGAGCCCUGGUGGAUUACUGACCAGGAUAUGAAGAGGAACAGAGCCAAGACCUUCCGUCAGAUUCGUCUAAAUGAGAUCCUACAGAAUUACUCCAGAGAAGCUGCACUGAUUAUUAUCACGAUGCCAGUGAGGAGGCGAGGGCUGUGCCCCAGUAUUCUGUACUUGGCAUGGCUGGAAUUCUUGUCACGUGAUUUAAGGUCCCCUGUCCUGUUGGUCAGAGGAAACCAAGAAAACGUCCUCACUUUCUACUGUCAAUGAAUUGUUCUACGGUGUCUUGGGCAGAGAUAAUGGACAGCAAUUUCUUAGUUUUGACAGAUCAUCAUUACAUCGUAAUGAAAAAGUUCAUUUAAUAAUUUCAUUUUAAUCAAAACUAUACAUUAUCUUACAAAAAAUCAAAUGAUGAUUUUAAAUGGCAAUCAUAUGUUGAAUAUGAUGAAUAUGUAUGUUGACUCACAAUGAUUAGUAACCACAUUAUGCAUCCUGAACAUGCUCAAUCAUGUUUUGUGUCAAUUAUUGUCGUUGUAGUUCUCGAACACAACCUAAAAAAAUACUGAGCACUUCAAGUAACACCAUAAGGAAGAUCAUUAAAAUACAAAAAAAGAAAUACAACAAUGUAGACCCAAGUGUCUAUCAAAAUAAGGCAAAGCUUUUUUUUUUCAUUUUGGGGUCAGUGGUGAUUCUCAAAAGAUGUAAUCUCAAUUGUCUCUUGCUAAAUGUAUGGUUCAGAUUUUCAAAAUAA